GCUUGACUCCUGUCAUUUUCUGACCAGUGGAUUGUUUUCUUCGUCUGUAACGGGGACAUGUUCUAUGAGCGUUGUUUCUUGUGGAUGUUGGUGCUUCAAGCAUUACCUCUUCUUUUCGUCGCUUAUGAUUCCCUUUUUUUGACUUCUUCAACCAUUUUUCUUUUGGCACAAUCAUUUAUCGCCAAGAAGCUUUUGCCGUACGCACCACAGUUCCAGCGGAAACCCGAAUCAAUAGAAGGAAGGCUGCGACGAGACUCAGGUGUGCGACCCAAGCCCGGUUUCACUUGAAGCAGCAAAAGAAAUACCGAGGGUAUGCUGGCAAUGAGGUGUUGGUAGAUCGAGAUAAGCAUUAUUAGAUACAUACCAAGAACACAAUCGCGCACACGGGGCAAAGCCUCCGGUUCUCGUUUGGCACCAUUCGACAGCCUGCUCAACCACUCUCCGGGGACGGAGUCGCAAUAACAUGGCGCCUCUCCACAGCGAAACCCACCAACUUUAUCGUCGCGAUGCCUCAUCUCCGGCAGAGGUGCCUCUGUGGGCAUUCAUCAUCAUGACGUUAUGGGCACUUGCCCUGAUGGUGUUUAUUGGCUUCAUCUUUUGGCGCCCUGCGUUUUUACUGCGCGAGCUCAACCUUCGGCCGCAGGAGGACAAAUCGGACGAGUGGCGAUAUCUUGAGCCGCUCAACGAUCCGGACCGUCGGCAAUCGCGGAUUCGUCGUGUCUUCAGUAUGCGGUCCAACAUAAACCGGUGGCGCAACGGUGUGCAACCCGGCAGGCAAAGCAUCGCCAUGAGCAUACAAGAAGGGGAGCCAUCGGAUUAUAACUAUGCCCCGGCUUCGGCACGGCCUGUAUCUCAAAUGCAACGGAUUACAGAGGAUGAACAGAUUAACUAUUCUGGGAAAACGCAAGAGUCAGCGCCACCCACAACGCAGAAGAAGGAAAGCGACAAAAAGAACGACGGCCCACCCCUGGAAGAAACACCAAAGCUUCCUAGCAGCUCAGGGCAGGCAUAGAACACAAAACUUGUCAUGUGUUAAGACUCCGCGCAGAUCAUAAUUUGCGUAGUUUCCGAAGCAGUUCAUGUGUUCUCUGUAUUUACCGAGAAGCACCGAAUAUAAAACUGUAACCAUUUACUGUGCAUUCGAAGUCUCAUAGAAAUGAAUAGCCAGCAAGGCGUAAAUGGUAAGCGUUGCCGAAAAAUUGAGUGACGACGAAAAGUCUUCAGCCAGGCACAAAAGCGCCCGCCCUUCUUUGGAUUACGAGAAGUUUGAUCUGGUUUAGUUUGGAUGUUGGUU
This is a messenger RNA of Pyricularia oryzae 70-15, 1294 nucleotides long. RefSeq lists its product as uncharacterized. The transcript has a single exon. Bases 464 to 1012 code for a protein of 182 amino acids. The record is from RefSeq and is a predicted model, not a curated record. Lineage: Eukaryota; Fungi; Ascomycota; Sordariomycetes; Magnaporthales; Pyriculariaceae.